GAUUCGCUACAAACUUCAUAGUUGCGCUUCGUUUUGAACUCGCUCAAACGACUAUGCCACAUAACUUUUUACGUAUAAGCAUUUUUGUAGUAUAACAUUCUUUUAAUCGAGUAAUUAAUACAAGUAAUAGAUAAAAGUAUUAUAUACUAAAAUAAAAUGUCGGAAAAAUUACGGAGAUACGAGAAGAUCGAUUUCUUGGGAGAAGGACAGUUUGCCACUGUCUACAAAGCUAAAGAUAUUGAGACUUCUAAGAUUGUUGCUGUAAAAAAGAUUAAAGUUGGAAGUCGUGCAGAAGCUAAGGAUGGAAUAAAUAGGACAGCUUUGAGAGAAAUUAAAUUAUUGCAAGAACUCAAACAUGAUAACGUAAUUGGUUUAUUAGAUGUUUUUGGCUACAAAUCAAAUGUCUCUUUAGUGUUUGAUUUCAUGGAUACAGACUUAGAAAUAAUAAUAAAAGAUAGUAACAUAGUUCUAACGGCUGCAAAUAUUAAAGCAUAUAUGAUUCAAACUUUACAAGGCUUAGAUUAUCUCCAUUAUAACUGGAUACUUCAUAGGGAUUUGAAACCAAACAAUUUACUUGUAAAUGCAGAAGGUGUUUUAAAAAUUGGUGAUUUUGGUUUAGCCAAAUUUUUUGGUUCGCCAAAUCGAAUAAAUACGCAUCAGGUGGUGACAAGGUGGUAUAGGGCACCUGAAUUACUGUAUGGUGCAAGACUGUAUGGAACUGGAAUUGAUAUGUGGGCAGUUGGUUGUAUAUUAGCAGAACUUUUGUUGCGUGUUCCAUUUUUACCUGGGGAAUCUGACUUGGAUCAGCUUACAAGAAUAUUUCAAACGUUAGGUACACCUACAGAAGAAACGUGGCCAGGAAUGACCGAAUUACCCGAUUUUAUCCAAUUUAAGCCUUUUCCUGGCACUCCAUUGAAACAUAUAUUUACUGCAGCAGGCGACGAUCUCUUAGAUUUAAUAGCUAGUCUGUUAAACGUGAAUCCUUUAGAGAGAUGUACGUGUGAUCAAGCGCUCCAAAUGCCGUAUUUUAGCAAUAAACCAGCACCCACUCCUGGACCAAGAUUACCACUUCCUACGUCUGUAAAACGUCAACCAGAAGAAAAGCCAAGUCUAAAAAGGAAAUUAUUGGAAUCGAUGGAUGGCGCUUCGCUUGCGAAAAGAUUACAGUUUUAACUAGAAUUUUAAUUAGAAUUAUAAAUUGCUAUAAAUAGUAAUUCACUGUCAUUAUUUCUAUUGUAUGUACAUCUUAUGAUGAGUUACUGAGUAGUACGGAAUUCGAAAAAAUACAGAGAAAUAGAUUAA
Molecule: messenger RNA, 1302 nt
Organism: Megachile rotundata (alfalfa leafcutting bee)
Lineage: Eukaryota; Metazoa; Arthropoda; Insecta; Hymenoptera; Megachilidae
Gene: Cdk7
Product: Cyclin-dependent kinase 7
Biological process (GO): positive regulation of transcription by RNA polymerase II; protein phosphorylation
Cellular component (GO): nucleus; transcription factor TFIIH holo complex; transcription factor TFIIK complex
Molecular function (GO): cyclin-dependent protein serine/threonine kinase activity; ATP binding; RNA polymerase II CTD heptapeptide repeat kinase activity
Source: RefSeq, a predicted model, not a curated record